Durusdinium trenchii is the source of this 2040-nucleotide messenger RNA. The record is from the annotation of a GenBank genome assembly. NCBI's taxonomy places the organism in Eukaryota, Dinophyceae, Suessiales, Symbiodiniaceae.
AUGGAUGCUGGUGUGGUGAGGGCCUUAGAAGCGUUGAGGGAUGACCAGCAAGCUGGCAUCCAGAACAAAGCAAGGCGAAUGCUGGCCUUGCUCAAGACCCAUCAGCUGGUCUAUGAGCAGGAGAUCCACACCAACAUGCUGAGUGUGCAUCCAGAUAAUCGCUCUGGACUGCUGGUCAACUGUGCUGAUGUGCACAGUAGGGGGGCCCAAGCUCUGAGAGUGGGCUGGUCCCCAGAAAAGCUGGGUGAGUCCUGGCGCAUAGAACUGAGCACUGCCAAGAAGCAAGCACAGCUUAAGGCCAUGGAAGUGCUGGUUGGAGCAAGUGAUGGAAAACUUGCACCACUGACUGGCAAAGAACGGUGGCUCACACUGAGCUCUAGCCACAUGAGCCAGUUUGUGAAAGCAGUGAAUGCUGGCUGCAAGUCAGAAGAAGAAGCUUUGGGGGAUGUGCUGUCUGCAGAGCACCUGAUGCAGCAGUACCAGGACCCAGCAUUUGAAAGUGCACUCAACAAAGGCUGGGUGUGGAAAUGCUUGGCAGCCACAGUGGAAGAAAGUGUGGCCUGGUUUCCUGCCUUCUUGCAAGCAGCCUUGAACUCUUCCAACCACAUUGCUGGGCAAGUGACUGAGUUGGAGCUUGCAAUGUCAAUGGCCCUUGCCUACUCCCGCACUGGAAUGUUGGAGCAAGCAAUACAGGAUUGCAAAUCCUAUUCCCCCUUGAGCUACAUGGAAACCAUAGGCCAUUUUGUGGCAAACCAUGGGGGUGGGUCAGAUUUCCCCAUCAUCAAAGUGCUGGCAGCCAUUGAGAGCACUUUUGGAGGCUCAAUGAUGCUGGGGGAAGAGCUUUUCACUGCCAUUGUGAAGACUGACUUGGGCAACCAUGAAUCUUCUUGUCCUUUAGUGAGGGCUUGUUUGCUGGCUGCAGCAGUCUCAAGCCCAAAGGUCAAGGAUGGCUUCUCCAGACUGCUGGUGAAGUCAGAUGUUGACAGGCUGAAGUCUUCCAACAACAAGGAGGAUGUGCUGGCCACUGAAAAGCUGUCUGGGAUGCUGGUUGAGCAACUCCAGAAGAAAAGUGCUGGCCUUCUCCACCAAGAUCAUGUGAAGUUGCUGGGUCGAUUCCUCAUUAGGUGUGCUCUCUGGUUGACCAAGAAGGAAGGAAAGGGAAGAGAGCCCAAGACCUAUGGAAGUUUGAUGGAUAUCCAGGAAGCCUUCGACUCUGAGCUAGACAUGCUGGAGAAAACUGGCAAAAUUGCCAGUGUUGGUGCAGAUGAGGAUGCUGAUGAGGAGGACAGCAAUGAUCCCCAGACCUUGGCUGCAGUGCAAUUUUUCUGGCUGAAAAAGGGUGCCUUGUACCAGAAGAAGGACUGGUUCUACAUCUUUGACAGGUUCACACCAAAUGGAAGUAUAUUCUAUGAGUUGGAUGUGGCUGGCAAUAAGACUGCCAUGGAGUUUGAAUUCAAAGCUUUGAGGAACUUCAGGGCAUCUGACAAAAAGGCCCCUUGUGUGCUGGAGAAGGAUGUGGUUGAGAAACUGCAAAUGGAAAACUCCACUUAUUGGGCCAAUGAGCUGGAAAAGGCACAGGUACAGGCUGCAGUGCUGCUCAACUGCAAAGAGAAAGGCAAAUUGGACAUCAGCCAGCUGGCCUUCACCAACACCCACAAAGUGCUGGCUGCCAAGCCCAUCAAGAAAAGUGCCUUGAAGAUUUUUCCUUAUGGGGGCAUUUCCUUGGUCAAGGCAGACAAAGUAGACAAAAUUGAUCCAAAAUCAUUGGUGACCAUCCAGGGGUCUGAGAACAAGUACCAGAUUGUUGCUCCCAGGGUGGAUUUGAAAAAAGAAAGUGGCUCUUUGCCUGUCUUCUUUUGGAUUGGCUCCACUGAAGAUGAAGAGGAGGCGACCAUGGAGCUGCAGGAGUCCAAGAUUGAUGGCUGGCUGACAAUUUCCUAUUUCAAGCCCAAGUAUGAACUUAAGCCAGGCCAACAGCUGCUGUAUUGUAAGCCUUCUCAAACUGAGGAGCCAAAGCGCAAGAAGGCUAAGAAGGGUUGA